UCACAUGAUGGGCAAUCUUCAUGCAGGUUCUAAAAGGGGGCCUAGCCUAUUUCGAAUUAAAAAAGCUUGAGUAAUCCCGGAUUAAUGUAUGUCAACUAAGGAUCCCUGCAAACAAUUCGCGUGCAAGCUGCAGAAGUGUUUAAAAGAGAACGUUUAUCAGCCUGCUCGCUGCGAGGAAGUGAUCGAAGAAUUACGCCAGUGUUGUAUUAAACACUCUACCAAAUCCCUCGUUUGCGAUGGUAUAGACACAUCAAAACCCUACGAGCACAAUACCGUCGAUUACAGAAAAACUACCAAAAGAAUAUGAAACCAAAACGUGCAGUACUAGGAAAACGUUCGUGGCUGCAGCGAAAUCCGCACAUUGGAGUACCACUUAUCACAACUGGGUUGCUAUUGAUAUUCUUCAGUCGUCCAUUGUACGACGCCUUUCUCAGACCAUAUCCCGAGGUUCCCA
Diprion similis is the source of this 454-nucleotide messenger RNA. RefSeq names its product cx9C motif-containing protein 4. NCBI's taxonomy places the organism in Eukaryota, Metazoa, Arthropoda, Insecta, Hymenoptera, Diprionidae. Gene Ontology annotation, cellular component: mitochondrial intermembrane space. The transcript has 3 exons. Bases 89 to 307 code for a protein of 72 amino acids. The record is from RefSeq and is a predicted model, not a curated record.